Pungitius pungitius (ninespine stickleback) is the source of this 785-nucleotide messenger RNA. RefSeq names its product small nuclear ribonucleoprotein D2 polypeptide (gene snrpd2). Gene Ontology annotation, biological process: RNA splicing; spliceosomal snRNP assembly. Gene Ontology annotation, cellular component: U2 snRNP; pICln-Sm protein complex; catalytic step 2 spliceosome. The record is from RefSeq and is a predicted model, not a curated record. Lineage: Eukaryota; Metazoa; Chordata; Actinopteri; Perciformes; Gasterosteidae. Gene Ontology annotation, molecular function: RNA binding. The transcript has 3 exons. Bases 154 to 510 code for a protein of 118 amino acids.
CUUUUACAAAAGCUUUGAGGCGCGUACCAGGUGACCCGGAAGUUGCUCAGUCCACGCGAGUGUAGCAGAAUCGUUGCGGAUACGAAGUGAAAGGAUCCCGGUGAAGUCGAGCAGCAUACGAUCUGAGACGUCUGUUUUCAUAAACCAACAACCAUGAGUCUGUUAACAAAGCCCAAGUCGGAGAUGAGCCCAGAGGAGCUCCAGAAACGAGAGGAAGAGGAGUUCAACACCGGCCCUCUGUCUGUGCUGACCCAGUCCGUCAAGAACAACACUCAGGUUCUCAUCAACUGUCGCAACAACAAGAAGCUGCUCGGAAGAGUCAAGGCCUUCGACAGGCAUUGCAACAUGGUCUUGGAGAAUGUGAAGGAGAUGUGGACGGAAGUUCCCAAGAGCGGGAAGGGAAAGAAGAAGUCCAAGCCCGUCAAUAAGGACCGCUACAUUUCUAAAAUGUUCCUCAGGGGGGACUCGGUCAUCAUCGUGCUGAGAAACCCUCUGAUCACAGGAAAAUAAACUCUUGGUAGGCGUCCAGCUGGAUCGGUCACAGAGGCUCCCCUUUUCAUAUUUUUCCUUUUUUUCUUGACUGGUUUGAAGGCAGGGGACUCAGACUAAUCGAAACCCUGUUUGUUUGGUUGUUUUGUCGGUGGAUCACUGCAGUCACUAUUGUCGCAAAUCGUGUCAAACACAAUGUCUGUGCGUUGUUUUGUCACAAGAAAACCUGCUUUUGCGUUGUCAACAGAACUCCCCUGUAUUUUUCAUUUUAAUAAUAAAAGUGAUGGAUAGAUUAA